UAGAUUCUUUUGUGAAUUCAUAGGAAAACACAGGAAGGAAAAGAUGUUGACCCAAGUCAGUGAACCUCUUAGAUUUAAACUGAUCAUCACUGGUUUACAAGCCUUUCAUCUGAACACCGAUGGAAAUGCAGUCCAAGUCAGAUUCUCAUUGAAAACAAAGUGCGAGCUGAAAAUUCAGUGGACUGACUGGGAAGGCUAGUCCGCACAGAAGGGCGUGUGCAUGUAAUACAUUGCAUCUGGGCACUAUAUUUUCUAGGAUCUUGCACAGAAAUUGGUUCAUAGCCAUGCAGUGUCAGCCUACGUUAUACCACCACUGUAACUAAAGCAUUAAUUGCAACAAAUUGCACGACCCGAAUCAAUGGGCGCCUUUAUUCACAGACGUUUAAGUAAAGCUGUACUCUGAACUUGACCAGAUAUCUUUGGAAAGGUUUGGUUGCAUGAACGAGAGGAGGGCAGACUCCUGCAACUUAACGAAACUUUUCACUCUGCUUAACAACACUUCCUAUUUUUCUACAAGUAAAGCACCGAAAAACGCUUAUGUGACCAGAUGAAGUUCGGCAGGAUCCGGAGGUUUUCGGUCCAUCUAAACAGUAGCAGAGAGCAUAGGCAGGGACAGGUGCUCCUCCCGGGUGAGUUUAUUUCGGGCUAUGUGCUGCUCGAGCUGAUCAGGACAAUCAGUGUUCGAUCCCUGAAAGUAACAGCGAGAGGACUGGCAGCCGUGCAUUGGUUAGAGAGCAGGAGUGUGGGGGCCAACACCAUAGACAAUGACUACUCGUCGUACGAGGACUACUUCUGGAGAUGCGAACAGCUCAUCACAGAAAACGAUGAGGUCACCGUGCUGCAAGCUGGAAGACAUGAAUUUGCUUUCAGUUUCCAACUCCCAGAAGAGGGCCUUGUCACCUCUUUUGAAGGCAAACAUGGCAGUAUCCGUUACUGGGUAAAAGCAAAGCUACACCGACCAUGGACAACAGUUAAAAAAGUGAAGAAAGAGUUCACUGUGAUUGAACCAAUAGAUAUCAACACUCCAGCCUUGCUGGCACCACAGGCCGAUGCAAAGGAAAAGAUGGCUCGAAUAUGGUACUGCAACCUUGGACAAGUCUCUCUGUCUGCCAAAAUUGACAGGAAAGGCUAUACACCAGGUGAAGUUAUUCCUAUUUUUGCUGAAAUCGACAAUGGCACUGCUCGCACUGUGAUACCAAAGGCUGCCCUUAUCCAGACUCAGGCCUUCAUUGCUCGUGGGACCAUGAAGCAGAAGAAGUCUGUAGUCUCAACACUCCAUGGUGACUCGAUUCCUGGAAGGAAAAGGGAACUGUGGCAUGGCCGUGCUUUGAAAAUUCCACCCUUGGGUCCAUCAAUCUUGCAUUGCCGUAUCAUUCGUGUGGAAUAUACACUUAAGGUUUGGGUGGAGAUUCCCGGGACGUCCAAAUUAGCCCUGGAGUUACCACUGGUAAUUGGCACAAUCCCUCUUCACCCAUUUGGCAGUCGGACAUCCAGUGUUAGUAGUCAGUAUUCCGUAAACCUCGAAUGGAUUCGAAUGGCUAUUCCUGAACAGCCAGAACCACCCCCUGAUUAUGCUGAUAUUGUGCCUGCUGAAAAUCGUGAUCAUCAUAUGUUACCGCCAGUAAUGGAAGAGGAGCUUGAAGGAGCCUUGGAAAGACCGUAUUUUGCAUACAUUCAAGAGUUCCGCUUGCGGCCUCCCCCAGUCUACUCCGAGAUUGAUCCUAACCCUAUGAACUUUAUUCCUAACCCUAUGAACUUUAUGCCGAGACCUCGCUGCAUGACAUAUUGAAGAAAGUGAUGUGAAACACUUGUUUGCCAUUGCAGAUCUUUUCACGAAGUCUGGACGUAGUAUCCAGAAAUCGGAUUGAUGUCCAGUGAAACUGGGGAAAAUGGCUUCUCCUCAGUCAGGCACGUAUGUACCUUGAGUGAUUUUUCACAUAGGGUACUCCUUCUGUCAUGGGGUUUCUCUACACUGGCAUUUGUGGAAACAGCUUCGGCGCCUGAUUGGCUACUGCAGUGCUGUUUUGUAGUGGCCAUUCUUGAUGGCGAUCCUUGCUGAGAAACUGUAUUGUGCGAGACGGAUAUAAUUCAGAUGGUGGCAUUUGAGUAUGACUGUCAAAGAUCUGAAGGUGUACUACAGGUGAAUCUACAAGUGAAAAUGGAUAUGUUGUACACAAAGAACCCCCUUCAGGUGUAGUCACUGACAUGAACGGAGUUGCCUACGGUGAUCAUAUGCAAGCCAAGGGGUGAACGUGAUCUCAAGAAACAUCUCUUCUGUUUUGAAGUGUUGGUUUAAUGAAAAUAAUGAUGACAUACCUCUGGUCACCUUUCUGUGAAAUCGGCACAUAGACGGGAGCCGAGUUGUCCAUGGGUUUGGACUUACAGAAGCUUUGAUAAACUUGGAAUUUGCUUUAAGCCCAUUCACCAAGGGUGUACCGCUGGUAGAAAGAACAUCAGGGCUAUAAUCAGGCCUCCUUAAAGAGGCUGUAGAGAAUCACUGUUGUUGUUUAGCACUGUUUGCAGAUUAUACUUAUCUGUCUAGGUUUAAGAAUUUCAAAUGUAUUUUAUGGGCCAGUUCAUUAAAGCAGUCUUGCCAUUUCUUAACUAAAAGACACUGCUGACCAUUGCUUUUGUCAAUGGGUUUGAGAGUUUACCAUCAUAUGUGACUUUCAGACUGUAUAGCACACGUUUAUUUAUUUAUUUAUUUAUUUUUUAUUAGGAAGAUCAGCCAAAUAUCCAUUUAUACCUACAUGGAUGUCUGUGUGGUCUGUUUUAUCUAUGGCUGCUUUAGAGGCAGAUGUGUUAAUGGAUAUUGGUAUAUAAGCUGGACCAAAAAGUUGUACAGUAAUGGACAUUGUUAUAUAAAAUGGAUCAAAAAGUUGUACUAAAUUAGUGCAUUGUGUUUUUCUUUUUUAUAUUUGUGAGAUAACACCAUUGUCAAGCUGACCAUUAAGUAAUUAAUUCAUAAAAUAUAUAUGCGUACUCCCUUGA
This is a messenger RNA of Protopterus annectens (West African lungfish), 2991 nucleotides long. It is a transcript of the gene ARRDC2, whose product is annotated as arrestin domain containing 2. The transcript has 8 exons. NCBI's taxonomy places the organism in Eukaryota, Metazoa, Chordata, Ceratodontiformes, Protopteridae. Gene Ontology annotation, cellular component: plasma membrane; cytoplasm. The record is from RefSeq and is a predicted model, not a curated record. Gene Ontology annotation, biological process: protein transport. The coding region runs from base 548 to 1789 and encodes 413 amino acids.